AUGUUUCCGCCCGCCUAUACAUUAACCAUCCUCGUCCUCACAUUGUUACAAUUCUCAUUCGACAAGAACUUCAAGUCGGUGUGCGAGAAGAACCUCAACAAUCAGGUAUGUUGUAAUUGGACACCAUGUAUAACUCGUUUAGACAAGUGACACUUCCAGUUGUCUAAAUAACCAAAACAGAAGAGAGAUACGGCAGUUGACAGACAGCGAGUUGGAGUUCUUUAUCAGUAAAUACAAUGAUUACCUCGUGCGGAAUAACACUCAGCAAUGGAACGAAGACAUCAGCGAGCUAGGCGUCGUUCAAAUGUAAGAACUUUUGCCCUAUUAUAAUUCGUUUUUUUCAAUAAAAAUCCUAAAAUAAACUUUUUUGUUUAAAAUUUCUCUAAUAAACCUUAAAUUCAAUUCCAGUUUCGACGAACUGCUGGGAGACCGUCUUCUGACGCCUUACUGGGACUACCGCAUAGAACUAAACCUUUCUGAUCCAACGUGGAGCUCCAUUUGGAACGACUCCAAAUUCGCAGACGUCUCAGAAGCCGUAGAUGCCCAAUGGUUAGCCGAAAUAAUCAACAGUGAUGUGCAAGAAGACUCAAACGACUUCUUCGACGAUCCCAACAUCGGACUGUGGAAGCGCAGAGAACGGGCACUCAACGUGAUGCGCACCGUGAAAGGGAACGACGUCUUCUGGCAUCUCCUAGUCCUGGUUUCAAUUGAAGCUGGUGUUGAUCAACAAAACCUAACGAUAACCAAAAGUUCUUGUAAUAGCUACGAAGGCCUAUAUUGGAACAACACACAUUGUGUACCGUAUCUUCGUGAUGGAGCUUACUGUAAAAUAAAACGAGAAUGUCACAGUAAUUUAUGUCUUGAUAAUUACUGCGGUAACAUUACAAUUACAAUAACUUCCACAACAUCAACUCCAAUCACGACGACAGUUAUUUCAGCAGUAGAAACUACACAGAAUCAUAUUCUAGAGAAUGUGACAAACUUGGCAGAAGUCAGUCAACGUCACUUUCCCUGGCUGACUACAGAAUUCCUAGCCAAAGAACUGACACCUCCAAAACAGAUGAAAAACAAGUUCAAAGCAGAGAGAAAGCCAAAGAAACACAAGAAAAAGAAGAAGAAACAGAAGGAAACAUCCACCGUAGCUCCAACUGAACCUGCCUUCAAUGAACAGAUUCCUCCAACGACGCUACAAACCGAGCCCACGAUUUCCAUGGUAAUGCCUUCUGACGCCGUCAACGAAACCAACGCCCCAAUCGAGCCAGAAAAGUAUUCAGAAGACACUUUAGACGCACUGCUGGUCUACAUGCCAAAGCCAAAAGAGCCAGCUGGCAUGAUACCGUGGACUAACAGAAUGCCAUUCAAAAUGGCCUACUUUUCUUUCACCGUCAUAGAAGGAAGUCUGGGCAAGAACAGGAAGCUGAAGGAGAAGGGGACCAAGAGAGCCAAAGGGGCCAGGAUCUACGUCAAAGGACUGGAAAUGCCUUCUGGAUACAAACAAAUCACUCAGGUUAGUGGAAGUCAGUUGGAUAAUUAACUAUAAUAUACUGCUGGCAAUAAGUUUUGGGGCACCCCAUAUCUCAGUUUGUACAUGACAGAUUUUCAUAAAUUUUUACAUAGAGGUUGUAAUAGAGAUGUACAAUUGAUAUUAGUAAGAAAUUUGUCAAAAUCAAAAUUGACAUUUUGUUACACUUGUAAAAAAAUAUUUUUGCUAUGAAAAUCUGGCAAAAAGUUUUGGGACACAGUAAUUUAUGUUGCGAUAAGGUCGAUGUAUUAGUUUAAACUACUUUAAAUAUCUAUUACGUUUUGUUAAGGAUACAAUUUAAUGGUCACUUUGAUUUUGUUUUGCUCCGUUGUAGGAUUCUGAGGCUUAACGUCAAGUUGGUCAGGUACAUCAACAUCGAUAUUAUAAACUUUGUAUUUAUUCCUAAUUAUGAAUUAAAUUUAAUAUUUAGCUCAUAGUAAGUGCUGUAGAAACUUUUUUAACUUUGUGACAUUUUACAGUGACUUCAGAAGUAAGCACGUAUAUUGUCUUAGGUACCCCCACUGACUUUUAGAUACCAGUAGCUUCUUAGUUUAGAAAAAGUAACAUAAAAAGCAAUGUUUAAUACAACUACUACACUAUUAGCAACAUAUUAAAGGACAAUAAGUAUUUGUAUUAUCCUUUUCUAGAUGUUUUGUUGACACUUUUAUAUAAAAAUUAGGGGAAAGGAUAAAGUGAUUUUUUCAAAUAAUUUUUUAUGACUUAUGUACGGCUUAUAUUAGUUAAUUCAGACCUCUAAAAACAUUUUAUACUUGGAUUUGCAUUAUUAAGACAAAAAAAAACAAUUACACAUACCAUGGUCGUGAUGUAGUACUUGGGGCUAUGUACGAUGCAGUGCAUUUUGAUAUAAAAUCGUCAAAAUACCAUCUAGAAAAGGUUGGUACAAGCACUUAUCGUAGUUUUAUACGUUGAUAAUAGUGUAGUGUGUUGCAUUAAACAUUGCUUUUUAUGUUACUUUUUGUAAACUGAAAAGCUACUGGUAUCUAAAAGUCAGUGGGGGUACCUAAGACAAUAUACGUGCUUACUUCUGAAGUCACUGUAAAAUGUCACAAAGUUAAAAAAGUUUCUACAGCACUUACUAUGAGCUAAAUAUUAAAUUUAAUUCAUAAUUAGGAAUAAAUACAAAGUUUAUAAUAUCGAUGUUGAUGUACCUGACCAACUUGACGUUAAGCCCCAGAAUCCUAUAACGGAGCAAAACAAAAUCAAAGUGACCAUUAAAUUGUAUCCUUAACAAAACGUAAUAGAUAUUUAAAGUAGUUUAAACUAAUAUAUCGACCUUAUCGCAACAUAAAUUACUGUGUCCCAAAACUUUUUGCCAGAUUUUCAUAGCAAAAAUAUUUUUUUACAAGUGUAACAAAACGUCAAUUUUGAUUUUGACAAUUUUCUUACUAAUAUCAAUUGUAAAUCUCUGUUACAACCUCUAUGUAAAAAUUUAUGAAGAUCUGCCAUGUACAAACUGAGAUAUAGGGUGUCCCAAAACUUAUUGCCAGCAGUAUAUUGUAAAACAGUCAUUUAAAACCAAAACCUUCUAAAGUAUUGAAAAUUGUAAACUUCAAAAUUUAAAAUUCGAAUUUUCAGGGAAAACAACUUCGAAGUGGCAUCGGAUCUUUGGCCAGAACCCUCCACCCAGACAACAAUGGACCAUUCGUGGAGUUCAAGAUGAGAGUGGAGAACAGAUACGGCAUAGCGUGUAAGCAAAUGUGUCUAGAUGCACAUCACCGCUACAGAAGAUGUGCACGGAAGACGAUACGAAUCAGUCCGUACAAACGAUUCGGAGACCCAAUACCAUACUACGAGAGUGAACAACGAGCAAUAGAAGGACAGUUCACAGGGAAAGGGUACUACAAGAAGAGAAAGCUGACGCAUAUUCUAUUUAAGUGUGAAUAA
Messenger RNA from Bursaphelenchus okinawaensis, 3427 nucleotides. The record is from the annotation of a GenBank genome assembly. Lineage: Eukaryota; Metazoa; Nematoda; Chromadorea; Rhabditida; Aphelenchoididae.